AUGCAGAUCAAGAACCUCUCUCUCCUGGCUCUGGCCGGCACGGCCUUUGCCCAGCAGUCGAACCUCACCGAGGUCCUUACCUCUCAGAACUCGACUCUGUCGACGCUCAUUGGGCUCCUUGGCCAACAGCCUGCCAUCCUGCAGGGUCUCGCUCAGGCCCAGAACAUCACCAUCCUCGCUCCGUCCAACGCUGCUCUCGAGGAGUUCCUCAAGGCUCCCGCUGUUAUGCAGGCUGUUGCCGCAGACCCGGGCUUGGUCGCGGCUAUCCUCAGCUACCACGUCCUGAACGGCACGUACUACGCCUCUGCCUUCACCGAGCAGCCACAGUUCAUCCCUACCCUGCUCCAGAACGAGACUUACACCAACAUCACCGGCGGCCAGCGCGUGCAGGCCCAGACUGUCGGCGGCAACGUCACCUUCUUCACUGCCCUUCGUGAGAACUCCACCGUCUCGCAAGGCAACCUGAACUUCACCGCCGGCACCGUCCACAUCAUCGACAAGGUCCUCUCCGUCCCGGGAUCCAUCAACACCACUCUGCAGCAGGCCAACUUGACCGCUGCCGUCGGUGCCAUCCGCGCCGCGAACGUCACAAGCACCCUUGCUGCCGCCAAGGACCUCACUAUCUUCGUCCCGAACAACGCGGCCUUCGCUGCUAUUGGAAGCUUGGCCGGCAGCAUUGCCUCCGCUGAGCUUGCCCAGAUCCUGUCGUACCACGUCGUCGGCUCGGUCCUGUACAGCCCCCAGAUCACCAACACUUCUCUGACUACCCUCGGCGGCGGUAACGUUACUGUCAGGGUCAUCAACGAGACUGUCUACGUCAACGAGGCCAAGGUCGUCGUCCCUAACAUCCUGGUUGAGAACGGUGUUGUCCAUGUCAUUGACGGUGUCUUGAACCCCAACAACACCUCUGUCCAGCCCGAUACCUCUGCUUCGACUCGUGCCCCUGCCUACUCUGGCGCUAGCACCGCCACUGACGGAAGCAACCCCUUUACUAGCGGCGUUGAGGCUCCCUCCACCACCCCACCUGUUGCCACCGAAACUGGCGCUGGCAACGGCGGCGGCGCUGUCCAGACCACCACCAGCAGCACCCAGGCCGCGCCCAUGAGGACCGCCGCUGUUGGCGCUGCUGCGCUGUUCGGUGGUAUGGCCGCAUACAUGAACAUCUAA
Messenger RNA from Colletotrichum siamense, 1167 nucleotides. Its product is annotated as Fasciclin-like arabinogalactan protein. Gene Ontology annotation, cellular component: fungal-type vacuole membrane. Gene Ontology annotation, biological process: macroautophagy. The record is from RefSeq and is a predicted model, not a curated record. The transcript is spliced from 2 exons. Lineage: Eukaryota; Fungi; Ascomycota; Sordariomycetes; Glomerellales; Glomerellaceae. The coding region runs from base 1 to 1167 and encodes 388 amino acids.